AUGAAGUUGAAGAGUGGUCAGUAAGGCCAACACAAGUUGAUUUGGAUGAAAUUCAAAAAGGUCCAAAAUGUUCAGCAUUGGACAGUCAUCUUGGAGAAUUGGAGCUUCUAAAAAUGGCUACAGGUCGUAAAAUGUAUUCAAAGUAUGUUAGAGAACCUGAUACUUCGUACGAUGAUGAUGAUGAGUAG
Molecule: messenger RNA, 188 nt
Organism: Dentiscutata erythropus
Lineage: Eukaryota; Fungi; Glomeromycota; Glomeromycetes; Diversisporales; Gigasporaceae
Source: the annotation of a GenBank genome assembly